This is a messenger RNA of Tetranychus urticae (two-spotted spider mite), 840 nucleotides long. RefSeq names its product eukaryotic translation initiation factor 3 subunit k (gene eIF3k). The record is from RefSeq and is a predicted model, not a curated record. Gene Ontology annotation, cellular component: eukaryotic translation initiation factor 3 complex; cytoplasm. Gene Ontology annotation, biological process: regulation of translational initiation. Gene Ontology annotation, molecular function: translation initiation factor activity; ribosome binding. Lineage: Eukaryota; Metazoa; Arthropoda; Arachnida; Trombidiformes; Tetranychidae.
UAGUAGAUGGUCCCUUAAGCAUUUUUUUGUAAACCGGGCUAACACGCGUCAUCUGGAUUUUUGUGAACUUACUUGUCUAAUUUAUUAAUUGUUCUGGGUUAUUUUGUGUUAUUUGGUUUAUUAAUCAAAUCUUUAUCAACAUGCAAAGUGACGAAAUGAAGGAAAUUAUCUCUGAUAUGCUUAAAGGCAUAAACAGAUAUAAUCCAAACAAUAUUGCUCAGUUGGAAGAGUAUGUUGAAGCACAAAUUAAGGACAAUUUCUAUGAUCUCGAGGCUAACCUUGCUAUCCUUAAAUUGUACCAAUUUAAUCCUCUAUCAUUUAAAGCCAAUAUUUGUGAAGACAUUCUCAUCAAGGCUUUAACCAAUAUGCCUCAUACUGAUUUUGUGCUUUGCAAAUGUUUAAUUGAUCCAUCUAAUCUGGAACUUGAUUUAAUCAAACAUCUUUGUGGAGUCCAUCACUUGUUGGAAACUUGCGCUUUUACUGAUUUUUGGAUCCUAGUUGAUAAGAGUUCCAAAAUGUUCAGUCAUGUUACUGGAUUUUAUGAUGCCAUUCGCAAAUAUAUUUGUUACAUUCUGAAAAUCACUUAUCAAAACAUUGAUAAACCAACAAUUAAAAAACUAUUGAAUGUCAAUGACAGUCAACUUGACGGAUGGAUGAAGCAAAACGGCUGGAAAGAAACAAAACCGGGUGUCAUUUUCAUCGCUAAUCAAGAAACCAACAUUAAAACUAAAAAUAUCACUGAAACCAUUGAUUUCGAAGCUGUUGCUCCAGUCCUCGCUUCUUAUCGAUAAUUUUUCUUAUUAAAACUUGGAUUAAAAUAAAUUUGAAAUCUGUUGUGCA